CCAAGCACGUGAUCCUGGGGGAUCCGCGCCGACAAAAGAACCGCCGGAAGAACAGGUGGAAUAAGUGAGAUUGCCGUGAGAAGGGAGCGCAAGAAGCUGCGCGGUUUCGUUGCUCGCUCUUUGUCAUUGAAGUUUCUAGCUUGCUUGCCGAUUAGACCUUGUUUUCUCGCCCCCAAUUUUUUCGACUGGGGCUUGUCAAGUCUUUGUCGUGUGCAUUCUAGCGUCUUGCGAUCCGUGCUGUUGCCCCUGUGGUGGCAUCAUUGCAAAUUACCAACGAAUCUCUUGCUCUGUACGCCCACACUUCGCGAGAUUUAAGAGCUUGCAUUACACUUUUACAUUUAAGCUCUCCUGUUGUCCUCGACAGCAGCGUUCGAUCAGCGAACCCGACCUACCCUGACCUUACAUCUCGGUGAAUUGCCCCCGAGGCUUAUUGCUUAUAUUUUGCGCGCAUUCCCGGCACAGUCAAUUGCUCUACUUGCGAGACAUUACAUUCAUUGAGUCGAACAUUUUUUUCGCAAAAUCAAUAUGGCUACUCCCGCCGCGUUACCGCCACUACCAUUUAACCCGGCGAGGGUGCGGUCGUAUCUUCUUCGUUUGCCUCUCUUUACACGACUUGUGGUGCUGGCAAUUAUCGUCUUUUGGCUUCUUGAGUUCCAAACAGUAUGGAGCGUGGUGCAAUGGGGUUCGUUGGCGCCGGAUGAAAUUGGUCUCGGUAGCAUGUACCGGCUCAACACCUAUCCAUUCAUCCACAAUGGCUUCUUCCAUGCCUUUUUGAACCUGGUGGCGCUUACACCAUUGGUCGAGCGGUUUGAAGCCGAGCAUGGCACGUUGACUGCUGUGGCUUUGUUUUUUGGGCCUCUUUCUACGUUCCCUGCAGGCCUCUACCUUCUGAUCGAGAAAUUCCUUUUGCAUAGAAACACCGCGGUUGUUGGCGCAAGCGUUUGGGUAUUCCUCCUAUUGGGUACCGAAGCUAUCAAGACCUUUAAGUCUCACCCGUACUUCAGUCUUGGGAAUUACAAGAUUCCUACCUGGACAUCGCCCUUGUUUGCGUGCAUAGUUGUGUCGAUCCUUAUGUCUAAUACAAGCUGCCUUGGCCAUCUGUGUGCUAUCCUCGUUGGCUAUGUGUUCGGCCUCGGGUACCUGAAGGUGUUCGUUCCUCCGGAGAAGAUUUUGAGAUGGAUUGAAGGGAAACUGAAUCUGCUGGGCCGCCUACCACACUAUAUCUCUGUCGACCAAAAGACGUAUGGUCGAUAUGGUGUGCUCCCCACGACGAAUACGAUGGGCGAGAGAGGGACUCCUAUGAGCUAUUUGGGAUCGUCGCAGCGCCUGGGUCCUUGAGCCCAUUGGCAGUUAACACCGUGUCGGACAUCUAUAUUACAAUUCUUGUGCAUAUUUAAGUAUUAUAGUAAUCAUGUGUUAUAGUGGUAUUGUGGUGGAGGAUUCUUAUUUUUUGGCUCAUAAAAUACAUUAGCGUUGUUUUUUGACAUGACGUUGAGCGAGUUGUGCAGAUGGUCUUUAGCGGCCGACGUAAAUAAACUGAGGUGCUGCGGAGUUGGC
Messenger RNA from Aspergillus pseudonomiae, 1557 nucleotides. RefSeq names its product rhomboid protease family protein RBD2 (gene rbd2). Gene Ontology annotation, cellular component: membrane. Lineage: Eukaryota; Fungi; Ascomycota; Eurotiomycetes; Eurotiales; Aspergillaceae. The transcript has 6 exons. The record is from RefSeq and is a predicted model, not a curated record. The coding region runs from base 526 to 1338 and encodes 270 amino acids. Gene Ontology annotation, molecular function: serine-type endopeptidase activity.